This is a messenger RNA of Paralichthys olivaceus (Japanese flounder), 4772 nucleotides long. RefSeq names its product Enah/Vasp-like a (gene evla). Gene Ontology annotation, biological process: actin polymerization or depolymerization; positive regulation of actin filament polymerization. The record is from RefSeq and is a predicted model, not a curated record. Lineage: Eukaryota; Metazoa; Chordata; Actinopteri; Pleuronectiformes; Paralichthyidae. Gene Ontology annotation, molecular function: profilin binding; SH3 domain binding.
AACACUCCGGAUGGGAAUGAGCGGUGGCCUGAGGGAGGCGGCGGCCGACGACCACCUACACCACCAUCGUUCUCCGUCUUCUACUGAGGCCGAGCCCCGGCUGAGCAUGGACCCGAGGAGGCAGACAGCACAGGGCGGACCGCAGAGACAGAGGAGCACAAAGCGGAGCGGAGACACCGCUUAGCCUCCCCGAGACACAUCGCCCCCCCCCCCUCAGCUAACCGCACAGAAGACACCGGAGGAGAAGAGUCGGAGGCUGCCGGGCCGAGUCGAGCCUCUCACGCCGCCUCUUCGGACACUAAACGCGGACUGUGGGUCCGUCUCCACCCGCCUCGUCGGUGCCACCGGCAGCGGAGGAGAAAAUGAGUGAACAGAGUAUCUGCCAGGCGCGGGCCUCGGUCAUGGUCUAUGAUGAUGCCAGUAAGAAGUGGGUGCCCAUCAAGCCCGGGCAGCAGGGCUUCAGUCGCAUCAACAUCUACCACAACACUGCCAACAACACCUUCAGAGUGGUGGGCGUCAAACUGCAGGACCAGCAGGUGGUGAUCAACUACUCCAUAGUAAAGGGGCUGAAGUACAAUCAGGCCACUCCCACCUUCCAUCAGUGGCGUGACGCUCGCCAGGUCUAUGGGCUGAACUUUGCCAGUAAGGAGGAGGCCACCACCUUCUCCAACGCCAUGCUGUUCGCCCUCAAUGUCCUUAGCUCACCUGACAGCGGAGGUCCAGUCGUUCAGCGCCAAAAUGGGCCGUCCUCAGAGGAAAGUGAGGCACAGAGGAGGAUGAUGGAGCAACAUCAGAUGCAGGCGCACAAGGAGAGGGAGCGACGGACGUCAGGAUCAGUCGUUUCCACUCUCCAAUAUAAAGUCUCCACUCCUGUCACCCACCCAGACACCCCUCCCGAGUACAGACAGUACAGAGCUAGCACACUGCCACCCUCCUACGUCCGCGUGGCCUCCUCCCCUCCCACCUCCGCCUCCUCCUCUCCGUCUCAGGAGAAAGAGGCAGGGGCUGCUAGGGACAAGGCCCAGCUUUCCUCCCAGCUCUCCACCUCCCUCGCCUCAGCUUUUUCCCCAGUCCAGGCAGGAGUGACCACGCAGGGCCGACAGGUCCGUCAGAUCCCCCUGUCUCCUCCCACUGCAGCCCGCCACCUCCACCUCCAACAGCAGCAACAAGACUUCAUGCUCCCCCCUAAACAUGGCACCUGGUCCGCUUCUCAUUUGCAGCAAAUGUAUGCCCAGUUGCCCCCCUCCUGCUCCCCUCCAGUCAUGAUGGCCAUGCCUGUGAAGCAGAGCUUGCCCCCACAGCCCGUUCUCCCGGUGGCUCACCCACUCCCACCCGUGAGCACCAGGAUGAAGCCCCCACCUCGUGACCCGGGCACCAUGACAGGCCCUCACCAACAGUACCCCCAGCACCAGCCCCACCCUCACUCCAACGGCCAGCCAGACGACCAUUACUCCCCUCACUCUCAGCAUCUGCCACUCACCCCUCAGCUCUGCGAGGCCGUCCCCCUGCCUCCUCUGAUAGGUCAGCCGGCCCCAGGCUCUGCCCCCAGCCACCACUCCCAGUACUCUUCCACCUUCCACCCUCAGCAGCAUCAGCAACUACAACAACAACCACCACCGCAGCAGCAGGUGUACCACCAUCAGACCCAGCCCCUCACCACCACUUCCUCCUCCUCCUCCUCACCCCCCUCUUACACUGCAAUGUCUGACGGGGGCUCGCCCAAGAAGACCCCCUCCCCCAUCCCCCAGCAGGCCCCAAUGGCCAUCAGCAGCCCCCCUGUCUCUGCAGGUCACCCAUCUAUGCUUUCUGUGGCGCCCCCUCCAGCUGCAGUUCCAGCACCCAUCGCUGGCCCUCCAGCACCACCACCUCCACCGGGUCCACCGCCCCCGAUGGCAGUGCCCCCACCCAUGCCCCCUCCGCUGCCCACUGGUGGAGGGCCUCCUGGGGGGCCGCCCGGGGUCCAGCAUCAACCCUCAGGACUGGCUGCAGCAUUGGCUGGAGCCAAACUACGUAAAGUACAUAGGGAUGAAAGCAGUCCGCCUGGGUCUGGAGGAAAAAGUGACUCCAACCGGUCUAGUGGUGGCAGUGGUGGUGGUGGUGGUGGUGGUGGGGAGGGACUGAUGCAGGAGAUGAAUGCCUUACUAGCUCGCAGACGGAAAGCUUCAGAGAAACCUGAUGAAGAUGACUCCAGUGGUCGGGGGCCUGGUCAGAACUCAACAGAUGCUGUGAAGAAACCAUGGGAGCGAUCCAACUCUGCAGAAAAGUCCUCACUGGUGUCAAGGGUGAGACCCAUUGGCAGCACAAGUGAAUCAGACACAGAGUUUGACAGAAUGAAACAGGAAAUCCUGGACGAAGUUGUUCGCGAAUUACAUAAGGUGAAAGACGAAAUCAUAAAUGCCAUCAGACAAGAAAUCGGCAGAAUCAGUACGUCCUAAUCUCAUCUGAGCCGCAGUCGGAGGAGAGCGAGAGGAGGAGUGAGAGGAGGACGGACAUGCAGAUGCACAGACAAGAGGACCAAGGAAUGUUCUCUCAACGUUUCUGUGAGCUUGCGAUGCCACGAUGCAAGUUGCAGAGAUGUUGUGCCAACAUUUGAGUCUGCUGGACAGCGAAAACGGAAAGGAAAAAAAUAGCAAUGAACGGAGAAAGGAUUGACGAGAGGAGGGCAGAAGACAUGGAUGGAUAAAGAAUGACGACAGGACUGAUGAACUAAACAGAGGAUUGAAAGAUGAACUGAAAGACGAAUGGAGGGAUUGACGGAUGUUAGUGCUGGAUUCGGUGUUGUGUCCUCUCUGUGCACCUACGAUAGACUCAGUCAGCCCAGUGUUGCAACUCUUUGUUCUCUGUUCAGUCUUAAGAGGAAAAUAUUUUUGUUUUCUAAGUUUUUACUGUUUUAUUAUUUAAAACCUGUGGUGAUAAUGAUGAUGCUGUGGACGACAAUGAGUAUUUUAAUGAUAUUAUAGAAGGAGAAAGGAAUCUUGCACACCAUUAAUGUCAGCCUUUUAUAUUUUCUAUUAUUUUUUUCGUUUUAGUUCGUCCCUAAAUAUUUGAUGAUAACAAGCACAAUAUGGGCGAAACGGUGCUGCAGACUCACCUGCCCUCAACUGGCGUAUUUUAAAAGAACUGGCUUUUUAUGACCCUGUUCAUACUGAUGUUGUGUGUCUAACCUUUUCUCUCCAGAGAUAAUGGAAAACAUGUUCAUGUUUGAACGACAAUUAGCCUCUUAAAUUACUUCCUCCUUCCACGCUCGAAGUGUUAAGAACGAGCAAAAGAUUCUUCUGGCGAAUAAUCGAAUAACGCACUUUUGCUCUACAACUCCAGUGGGACUGAGGAACACGUUCGUCUCAGAUGUGCGAGAUCAUUGAAACUUGGGGAUCGUUCACAAAACAGGCCAAUAACUGUAAAUGUGCCACCUAGUUUUACCUAGAUAUAAAACAGUGUAGUGCUAGGGUAUCUUAUUAGUCAUCCUAUGCUUUGUGAACCGACCAAGUAUGCAUGAAACCUCUAUCUCUAGUCUUUUUUAUUUGGUUUGACGAAGAGAAAAAUAAUUUUAAAAAAGACACUAAAAAUACAAACGGUGGUACAUUUAUUAUAGUGGUUUGUUUCCAUGAAGAUUCCCCCUGUCUAUAUAUGAGAUGUUGAACUUGAUAAUGGUAGCAAUGUGAAAAAAAACAAAGGGGGGGAGUGUGUUGGCAAUAUGCAAAUCUUAAAUAGAAAAGACUGUGCAGAAAGUGACUGUUGGCCUGUGUGAUGGUAGCUACAUUUGUCUUUGCAGGAAGGACUCAGUUGAUUAUGGGUUGUUUGCAUUUUAUCCACUCUGUUCGCUCUCAAUACGUUCUGAUUUAAAAAGCUGGAAGUAAAUUCAUUCAAACUGAAAACAAGACGUGUCGGAGAUCUACGCAAUAUCCUGCUUUCUGUGUGUGUGUCUGUCAGUGUGUCAGUGUGAGCAUAUGUUGUUCAAAAAGAAAAGUUCACAUCUGAAGUUCAAAUACAAACAGACACACGACAAAUCAACCACAAACAUCAUCCUUAUUUUACUGUUUUAUAUCUCUUAUAGACAAUUAAAUAGAAACAUCAGAUCAUUGUUAUCAAUCACAACACAUAGAUAAUAUUGUUUAUACAAUGGACCAAAAAAAGAACGAACACCAUACAAUACCAGAGCUCUGCAGGAACUUCUACUGAGGAGAACAAUGUCAUGAGGACGUGUUGAUUUGAUUUUUUGUAGACUGUGCCACCAUUUAAUGUGGUAUUCUAUAAACUUACUAAAAAUAUAGUGCACAACCUUAGCAGCACAGAUCUUCUUAUAUUUCAUGACUAUAACAAACUACAGCCUGAAAAAAUACAACAGAUCAUUCAUCAGUCCACAGUCUCCAAAAACAAACACUUAAAACUCAUCCAACUGGAUUUUAUUUUGCAUUGUAGGUUGUUUCUGUUAUUAUGUCCAUUCCCUGUCGACAGAAUCAAACCGUUCACAGUAGAAUGGGGCAUCACUGAAGAAAACGCUCUUCUCACUGAAAGGUAAGUUUCAACGCUCAUUUUCCACCUUAGCACCGUUCUCUGCGCGUUGGAAGUUAAAGUGUAUUUGGAGAUCCGCGAGGCUGAGUGAGCCUUUUUAUUCUCACAUUCAGAGAUUGCUGAAGGGGCCUGAUGUAACGCUGCCAGGCAGGAGAGGAAUUGACAGCUCUGUAAAACUGCUUGAGAAUAAACAUGACCAUUGUCUUGACAGAAAUUAGAAAUGUUUAUAUUCCAUAUAUUAUAUUACACUGAAAAAAAAA